AUGGCUGUUCUCACGGAGUUGCUCGACACUCCCUAUCUGGUACAGGGUGUUUGCAUCGCUCUGGUGCUCAUCUUUGCGUCCAGCUUCUGGGAUGAUAUUUCUGAUGAAAUCCCCUACGGACGUCUGCCGCUGGUGGGCAAGACUGGAUGGGACCUAAGCAACCAGAAAGCCCGAUCUCGUUUCACCAGUUCCGCACGAGCAUUGAUUGCCGAGGGGUUCGCCAAGGGCGUAAAUGUUUUCCAGGUGAUGGGCUCGACCAGACCCUUGAUUGUUCUGCACCCGAAGUAUAUCGAUGAGAUCAAGAGCCACCCACACCUUAGCUUUGAGGGCGCCACGAGAAAGAAUUUUUUCGAAGAUCGCAUCCCUGGGUUCGAACCGUUUCACGCCGCGGGUGCUGGCAAGGUCCUUACUGACACAGUUCGGAUCAAGUUGACCCAGGCGCUCGGCUCUUUGACAAUCCCACUCUCCAGGGAGACAGCUGCGACGGUGAAAGAUGCCUUCCCUCCUUCGACAGAAUGGAAGACAUACAACUUCUCCCAUAAGGUGCCGUAUAUGGUAGCACGGAUCUCAACGCUGAUCUUCAUGGGAGAGAAGGUCUGCCGUGACGAGGAUUGGAUCAAUGUCUCGGUCAACUACACCAUCGAUGCCUUCAUGGCAGCCCGCGAGCUGCGUCAGUGGCCAUCCAUCCUGCGUCCGCUGGUGCACUGGUUCAUCCCGGCAACACAGAAGUUGCGCAAGCACCUAGCUGUCGCUCGGUCGAUUGUCAACCGAGAGAUCGAGAAGCGCGAGUUGAUCCGUGCCAACAAGCUGCCGGAUGACUCGCCUCGUACCCACGCCGAUGCCCUCGACUGGAUUGAAGAGUUGUCAGCGGCGUACAACCUACCCUAUGACCGGUCUCGAGGCCAGGUGGGAUUGUCCAUGGCGGCCAUCCAUACCACCUCGAACUUAUUAACAAACAUCAUGUAUGACUUGACGGCACACCCGGAAUAUAUCCAGCCACUGCGUGAUGAGAUCCGCACCGUUGCCGCCGAGGAUGGAGUUUUCAAGAAGACCAGCCUGCUCAAGUUGAAGUUGAUGGAUAGCGUAAUGAAGGAGUCGCAGCGAACCCACCCCGUGAGCAUGACCUCCAUGAACCGACUUGCUACCGCAGAAAUCCCCCUAUCAGAUGGCACCGUAAUUCCCAAAGGCGCGACCAUCGUGGUCUCAGCCCAAGUCAACGAAGACGAAUCCAUCUACCCCCACGCACACACCUACGAUGGCUACCGCUUCUACAAAAAGCGGCAAGAACUCGGUAACGAGCACCGCUUCCAGCUGGUUACAACGACACGCGAGAGUUUCGGCUUCGGCCACGGCUUGCACGCGUGUCCGGGCCGAUUCUUCGCUGCAAAUGAGUCCAAGAUCUUGCUCAUUCACCUGUUGCUCAAGUACGAAUGGAAGUUCAAGGAAGACCACGGGAGACCGAAGAACUUUGAGAUUGGCACCGAAUCCGUUACUGAUCCGACGGUUGAGCUGUUGUUCCGUUCUCGUGAGCCGGAGGUUGACCUGGCUGUACUUGGAGAGUGA
Penicillium atrosanguineum is the source of this 1563-nucleotide messenger RNA. RefSeq names its product cytochrome P450. NCBI's taxonomy places the organism in Eukaryota, Fungi, Ascomycota, Eurotiomycetes, Eurotiales, Aspergillaceae. Gene Ontology annotation, molecular function: heme binding; iron ion binding; monooxygenase activity. The record is from RefSeq and is a predicted model, not a curated record. The transcript has 6 exons. The coding region runs from base 1 to 1563 and encodes 520 amino acids.